AUGAUUUAAUCUUAAAUGCAGAAUCAACCAUUCAAAUUCUCAAUAAUCAACUUUUCUAACCCUAACUCCUCCUUCCACAAAUAUUUUAAAGAUAAAUCACAAACCAUAUAAAUGCCUGAGUCUAUAAUAGAAGAUUAGCAUAGAUUUUCUAUUUUUACUGAAGGAUCAUAUGACAAUUCAGAAGCUUAAAACGUUGAUAAAAAAGGAAAGAUCACAAAAAUUAAAGACAGGAUUAACUCCAACCAUAAAAGUCAGAUACAAAAACCAUUCAAAAUUUCGGAGACUUAUAAAAUAAUAUUUCUGUAUUCACUUUCUCCUAGAUUUCGAGGGACACCUGUACUCAAUUUAAUAGUUUUUGUACUUGUAAUAAAAAUAACAUCUCAAAACUACCUAUAGCAAAAAUACAGAAAAUUAAAUUAUUAAAGCGUUCUUGAAGAGUGGAGAACAUAAGAAAAACUUCUCUAGACAUGAUUUUACCAGGUUAUUUAAUGACGUAGCAGCUGAUUUAUCAAGGCAAUAUUUUUCUGGAUUUCAAAUUAUACAUGAUCUUAUGAUAAGUGAAAAAAUACAAGACGUUAAGAACCAUAUCAAAUAUAUAAGUAAGUUUUAUAAUUCUACUUACAAUAAAUAAGAGCUGGAAGAACUUAAAUUAUAAUGA
Paramecium octaurelia is the source of this 658-nucleotide messenger RNA. NCBI's taxonomy places the organism in Eukaryota, Ciliophora, Oligohymenophorea, Peniculida, Parameciidae. The record is from the annotation of a GenBank genome assembly.